AUGGCCGCUGAGCUUACAUCAACCCGGCUCAAUGCGGAGAAUCAUUUGCUCUUGGACCAACCCCUUCUUCGUUUGCCCCAUGAACUUGCACGUCGGAAUUUCAAGUCUGUUCAACGUCUCGUUGAACGGGAGAGGGAGCACGUUCUCCCCGCACUCAAAGAGACCGCUAGUGCCUCAAUGUCGAAUGCCCGAGAACCCGACCAUGCCAUCGCUACUCUCGAUGCCAUGAUCCUGAGAAUGCGAAGCCUGAAGCGCAAAAUGGAGAUUCUGCAGCAGGAGGAGAAAAUGAUUCACGAACAGUCCAAAAAGCGCAUUCAGCAUCUCGAGAGCCUUCAUCAGAUUCCGAGCUUGGCAGACGUCAAGUAUGACCAGUGGUCACGAGUCAGAUUGGACAGACUGAUAGUCGACCAUAUGCUGCGUUCUGGCUAUUUAGAAAGUGCACAGCAGUUAGCUCACGAGAAAGGGAUUGAGGGUCUGGUGGAUCUCAACGUGUUCGUGCAGUGUCAACGUAUUGCCGAGAGCCUCCGUCGAGGUGAGACAAAGGAUGCUCUUCAGUGGUGUGGUGAGAACAAGGCAGCAUUGAAGAAAAGCCAGUACAAUCUAGAAUUCGAACUCCGACUGCAGCAGUACAUCGAACUGAUCAGAAGCGGCGACAAGAAGAAGUUUGUUGAUGCGAUGAUGCAUGCUAAAAAGUAUCUUGCUCCGUACAAAGAGACACAGUCCACCGAAAUCCACCGAGCCGCAGGACUGCUUGCUUUUCCGCGAGAUACUAAAGCUGAACCUUAUAAAUCUAUAUACUCCCUUGAGAGAUGGAAUCGCCUUUCUGACCUGUUCAUUCGCACUCAUCAUGAGCUCUUGUCACUAUCAUCCCGCCCCCUGCUUCAUAUCGCGCUAUCAGCAGGGCUAUCGGCUUUAAAGACGCCCUCUUGCCACUCAGCCUACACCUCCCCAAGUUCGAAUUCUCUCUCCACCACAACGUCAGUUUGUCCCAUCUGCUCCACCGAGCUUAACGAACUUGCUCGUAAUAUGCCUUAUGCUCAUCACACCAAGAGCUACGUUGAAAGUGACCCGAUCGUUCUGCCGAAUGGAAGAAUCUACGGCCAGCAGCGGUUGACAGAGAUGAGCGAGAAGGUCGGUUGUGUUGCCUCUGGGAAAGUCAAGGACCCUACCACCGGUGAGGUUUUCGAUGAAAGUGAAAUGAAGAAGGUCUAUAUCAUGUGA
This is a messenger RNA of Aspergillus homomorphus CBS 101889, 1221 nucleotides long. Its product is annotated as FYV10 family protein. Gene Ontology annotation, cellular component: nucleus; GID complex; cytoplasm. Gene Ontology annotation, biological process: proteasome-mediated ubiquitin-dependent protein catabolic process. Gene Ontology annotation, molecular function: ubiquitin protein ligase activity; protein binding. The coding region runs from base 1 to 1221 and encodes 406 amino acids. The record is from RefSeq and is a predicted model, not a curated record. The transcript has 4 exons. NCBI's taxonomy places the organism in Eukaryota, Fungi, Ascomycota, Eurotiomycetes, Eurotiales, Aspergillaceae.